Messenger RNA from Aspergillus chevalieri, 1056 nucleotides. RefSeq lists its product as uncharacterized. NCBI's taxonomy places the organism in Eukaryota, Fungi, Ascomycota, Eurotiomycetes, Eurotiales, Aspergillaceae. The transcript has 3 exons. Gene Ontology annotation, molecular function: oxidoreductase activity. Bases 1 to 1056 code for a protein of 351 amino acids. The record is from RefSeq and is a predicted model, not a curated record.
AUGUGGGCAGCUCAACUGGUGAAGUAUAACGCUCCCUACACUCUCUUGGCCGUCCCCAUCCCCGCCAUCCGGCCAAAUGAACUGCUCGUCCGUGUCCAUGCCGCAGGCUUCUGCCACUCCGACCUCCAAGUCCUCCAGGGCGAAUUCAACAGUCCAUUGCCUAUGAUUCCGUCCCAUGAGCCCGCUGGAGUGGUCGUCGAGGCCGGCGACGAAGCUGCCCAAUCGUGGAAGAUCGGGGAUCGCGUCGGAAUAUUAAACUUCAAAAAUGCUUGCUCGAAGUGUCCAGACUGCAUCUCCACGCAGAAGCGAUAUGGUACCUUAGAUGCCCGUUUUUGUCGUCGUCGCGAAACGGCUGGAUUUCAGCAUGACGGGGCUUUCGCAGAGUACAUCGUUGCUGAUGCGGCGACGACAAUCGCGUUGCCAGACUCAGUAUCAUUCGAACAGGCCGCGCCGCUGCUAUGUGCAGGAGCCACGGUAUACGGGGCCAUCCAAAAGGUCGCUCCCUUCCUGCAACGCGGGGAUAGUAUCGGCAUCAUCGGGAUCGGUGGCUUAGGUCAACUGGGCGUGCAAUUCGCAACAGCCCUAGGUUAUCGCACUGUUGCCAUUGACAAUCACGAUUCUAGUCUGCAACUGAUUGAUGGUAUGCCACCAAUGUUGCGGCCGGAAGCCCGCAUCAAUUCGACUUGUACCGAUGCCAAGGAGCAAAUUAUGCAGUUCACAAACGAUCAAGGCUUAGCUGCGGCUGUCGUCUGUACGGAUCCCGUCUCGGUAACAGGAUGGAGUCUGGAGCUGCUGCGAAUCGGAGGAGUGUUGGUUCCACUGGGAUUGCCUCCGGAUAAAUGGCAGUUUGAUUCGCAGACACUGCUGUUUCGAGAGUUGGUUAUCCGCGGAAACUAUGUGGCCGGGAAACAAGAGGUCGAGGAUAUGAUGCAGCUCGUUGCUAAGCAGGAUAUCAAGUCACAGUUGACCGUCGUACGGCGAGACGAUAUUCCUAGCAUUCCGGAUAUUUACAAGAAGCGAGCUUUCCGGGGGCGUCUAGUUGUCCAGUGUCAAUAG